Colletotrichum lupini is the source of this 1443-nucleotide messenger RNA. RefSeq lists its product as uncharacterized. Bases 1 to 1443 code for a protein of 480 amino acids. The transcript is spliced from 3 exons. The record is from RefSeq and is a predicted model, not a curated record. NCBI's taxonomy places the organism in Eukaryota, Fungi, Ascomycota, Sordariomycetes, Glomerellales, Glomerellaceae.
AUGCGGAGAAAAGGGAUCUCCGAAGGUACCACCGAGGCGGGCGCUCUCCCGGCUUCCAUCGAUAGCUUAACCUUAUCUUAUCAGUCCCCACACGAAGCGAGCAUCUUCCAUCCUGCCGCCCAGACAUCUUUCCGAAGAUGUCAAGAGCCUCCCAUUAACACCCUGUGGAGGUUAAAAGACAUGUCUUUAUUCGAAGGCAGAUAUUCCAAACCAACGACGAAGAGGCGUUCAUCUUGCGAUUAUCAGCUGCAACAGCUUACUCAUUCCGCAGUAACCGGCAUGGCUGCCUAUCGCGCCUGCGGUAUCCAGGACUUUGACGUCACAUCACAUGGAAUCAUAAACAAGACUUGUCACUGCCGACCGGAUGCCUAUCACUCUACACUUUGUCUUCAAAUCACAUAUAAUUCUGACGAUUGUUCUUACAAGUUCAUCUUCAUUCGUGCUUUAUCAUCCAUCCUACCUUAUUACACCGACGACACCACAAAUAACCCCUCAACGUCUGAUAUAGGCCAAAGUGUGUUCAAAAUGGCCACCAAGAUUGACUCUGCUCCCACUCAGCACAUGACCCGCGGCUGUGUGCGUUUUACACCCGGCCCUUCAUAUGGGGAUGCUACUUCAGCUCUGAAGAAGAUCCCGCGAUACCUUUUCAGAGUCCAUGCACCAAGCACCUCAGGUGAAACAUCUCUAAAAUCUGUCGUGUCAAGAGCUGCUCUCUGUGGUCACGCUGGAUCCGACUGCGACAUAUUCUCGAUGCCUCCGGACGAAGCAGCCGAGAUGCUCAACUGUCACCUUCGCGGUUGGGCUCGGGAUGGUGACAACCUCAUGUCUUGGACGAGCUCAUUACUUUUCGCCCUUCAAUACGCACUGUAUCGCAGCAUCAUGCCCAAAAACGGGCGUCCCGACGACCCGUCCGAUAUCUGGAUCUAUAUCUUGGACACAAGACUUUUGCCUGGAGGUUCCUUUAUUCCCGACGUUGCGCUCCUUGAUGCAUUCACUGGGAAAGACGCAGCACGCACGUAUAAUCUAUCUAAGCUGCGAUUUUUGCGCCAAGAAACUCAGUACAACUUUGGGGAAUACUUGUGUCAAGGGAAGCUAUCGAUUGAAGGCGUAUGCUCUUCAGCCUCUCUCCAAAGUACCAUCGAUCAUGGCCUUUUCAGGCUCUUUCCCGAGCUCGGGCUGCCGAACAAGAAUCUCGAACUGGCAAAAAAGGUCUGCAGGCUUCGCGUCCAAUGCUUCGCUUCACCCACGCCGGCGACGAAGGCCGACUUCCGCUUUGCCAGCUCCAUUGCGCAGGGAUGUUUCGGAGCGGAAGACGAAUGGGCACUCCCAAUGACAGCCGCAUUACUCUCUCUGCGGAAGCGACCGAUAAACGAUGUUGUAAUCAUUGGCGGGUUCAAGGCCCUAUUCUCGGGUAUUGGGCGAGAUAAAUGCUCUGUAGCAUAG